Molecule: messenger RNA, 2229 nt
Organism: Monascus purpureus
Lineage: Eukaryota; Fungi; Ascomycota; Eurotiomycetes; Eurotiales; Aspergillaceae
Source: the annotation of a GenBank genome assembly
CUGCUGUCUGGGGUAUCUCCUGUGUAUUUUAAGUGCACUUCCCCUCUCGUUUGAUUUUAUUUUAUUCCAUUUAAAAAAUUAUUGUUACAUUGAUUUUUAUUUUGAUUUUGAUUUUCUUUUUCUUUUUCUUUUUCCUGUUAUUAUCUUUUAUUAUCUUUUCCUCCCCGCUGACCGCAUUCUUUCAGCUUGUUCCUCGACCUGUGCUACCGUGCUGUCUGUACUCCGUACAUCGUCCCAACCGCUCACCGAUCCCCUCUCCUAGGGACUUCUAGCACUGCUUCCUUCCUCUUUGCUCUCCUUCUCCUCCCCCAACACCUGUCUUCUCUCCUCCUCCUCCUCCUCCUCCUCCUCCUCCUCCUCCUCCUCCCAGUUCCAACACUAUCUAAGCCGCUCAGGCAGGUGCGUUGGCCUGAUGUUUGGACAACGACCGCAACAGCAACAGCCACCACUGCCAGCAGCCUCAGCCUAUCUCAAUCACAAUUCCCACUGGACGCCUCCAAAUGAGAGCGCCCAGACAAGACGCAGUUCCAAUGCCAUGGAUAUCAAUGCCAUCACAGAUAGAGACCCGGCAGAAGGACAUCCCCGUUCGAACCAUACGUCUUCGAACAUAGGCUCCCCGAUUGAUAAGAACCCCGAGACAUUUCCCGGCCAUGAAGAGAAUGGUCGUAUUUAUCAUGGUUUCCGCAGAGGCAUCUACUUUCUACCCUGUGACGACCUGGAGCAGGAUCGCCUGGACAUCUUCCAUAAGGUCAUCACGGUAGCAAGGGUUUCCGACGCAUUGAUCUAUUCUCCACACCCCCGCAACGGUCGUUUCCUCGACCUGGGUUGCGGCACGGGAAUCUGGGCCAUUGACGUUGCCCAGAAGUAUCCCGACGCCUUUGUCGUGGGUGUGGAUCUCUCCCCCAUACAGCCUCUGAACAGCCCGAGGAACUGCGACUUUUACGCCCCGUUUGAUUUCGAGAGCCCGUGGGCGCUGGGCGAGGAUUCGUGGGAUCUGAUCCACAUGCAGCUGGGCUGUGGUAGCGUUGUGAGCUGGCCCAGCCUCUACCGUCGGAUAUUCGCCCAUCUCCGUCCCGGCGCUUGGUUCGAACAAGUGGAAAUAGACUUCGAGCCUCGUUGUGAUGAUCGUUCCCUGGAGGGACUGGCUCUACAUCAUUGGUACCAGUGUCUGAAGCAAGCCACCGAAGAGGCCAUGCGACCCUUGGCCCAUAACCUGCGAGAGACUAUCCGCCAUUUGCAGGAGGCUGGAUUUACAGAAAUCGACCACCAGAUCGUUGGACUGCCGCUGAACCCAUGGCACCAGGACGAGCAUGAGAAGGCGGUUGCCCGCUGGUACAACCUGGCGAUCUGCGAGAGUAUCGAAACUUUCAGCCUUGCACCCUUCACUCGCUUCUUUGGCUGGCCGGUGGAUCGCAUUAAGCGACUCGUAGCGGAUGUAAGAUCGGAAGCAUUUAACAAGGAUAUCCAUGCUUACAAUAUCCUGCACAUCUACCAAGCACGGAAGCCGAUUUCCAAUUGAAUCACAUUAUGGUUCUCCCCGUCCACUACCAUCACACCUCAAAUGCCGACAACUUGAGGAUCACCGGAUGUAUCCGAAGACUGCAGUUCUGAUCAUUGGCCUUGGAGGCUCAAUCUUAUGAAGCCUCUGUCAUUUUACUCUACAUCGCUUUACCAUCCUUUCAUCAUUGCGCCGCCUCGCUCCCAUCUCCCAAGGCAUCACUGGAACUGAUGUUGCAAACACAACCGCGCAGAUGGUUCUCCUUGGAACUCGAGAAACGAUCUCGGAGAAGUUCGUGUGUUUGCAAGGUGUCGAGUCCUGGCAGAACCACGUGCCGAUCUGACCAAUCCACACAAUUCCGCGCAUGCUACGGUCAGGUUCUGCACAUCCCCUGGACCGAAUAGGCGAGUGAGACGUCAGUUGCUACUCUUACAAGAACCACGUUACAAAGCGCGGAGGGCACAAGAGCCGAACCACCACUCGAAGUGGGCUCAAAGCGACAAACACCGACAAGACGGCGAUUACGACAGACACGUCAAUGAGUUGACCGAGGAGAAAGAACCGAUAUUAGAGCCUCAUGUACAACAAUUGUUUUUCCCUUUUGACAUUGCUCUGUUUGCAGCGCGGAGAAUGCGGGCUUUGUUUUUGCCUAGUAUUACUUGAAUUCCCCUGUCCACGAUGCAUUCUGAUUCUGUCAUAUUAUGUGGAGUAUAAUUACAAUACCCUGGAUU